UUUCCCCUAUGAUCUCACAGGGGGCCAAAAACUGCGUAAGGCAACAAGGCUAGCAUUCAAAUUCACAGAAAAUAUGUAAAAUUAACUUCCCCAGCCAUGUUAAGCACUUCUGUGGGAAGCCAUUCCAGCGAAAGCCCUGAAACUUCAAGGCAGGGCAUGCCAGGCAACGAACCCCAUAAAGUUAACCCCAUACCAGAGUUCCCAAUAACAGUAGACUCCGAGCACAAAGCCACGGUGUUUUGGCCGUUGUCCGUUGCCCAGCCGCACAUGAGAGCCUUUCAUCUCACCUGGAUAUCUUUCUUCACCUGCUUCUUCUCCACCUUCGCAGCCGCACCGUUGCUCCCGGUGAUCCGGAACAAUCUGGAUCUCACAGCCAUCGACAUGGCCAACGCAGGGAUCGCCUCCGUUUCGGGCUCCGUUUUCUCGCGCCUCUGUGCGGGGCCAUUCUGCGAUCUGGCCGGGCCACGCUACACUUUUGCAUCGUUGCUUCUUCUAACGGCCCCCGCGGUUUUCGCGAUGGCCACGGUGUCUUCUGCAACGCGGUUCAUCCUGACGCGCUUCUUCAUCGGCUUCUCGCUGGCCACUUUCGUGAGCUCUCAGUUCUGGAUGGGCAGCAUGUUCGCCUCCAACAUUCUUGGACUCGCCAACGGCGCCGCCACGGGGCUCGGCAAUGUCGGCGCCGCCGCUACGCAGCUCAUGAUGCCGUUGCUCUAUCUUCUCAUUCAUUCCUCAUUCCAUUCUACGCCCUUUACCGCUUGGCGAAUAGCCUUCUUUGUCCCGGGGCUAAUGCAGGUGACCAUGGGGUUAGUGGUCCUAUGCUUGGGCCAGGACCUGCCUGACGGUGACUAUAAGCGGGUUACGAGUGGCGACGAAUUGCGCACGGUCGCAUGGUACGCGCUCACCAAUUACAGGAGCUGGGUUUUGGCUGUCACGUAUGGCUACUGCUUCGGUGUUGAACUGACCGUCAAUAAUAUUAUAGCAUUGUAUUUUUACGACUGGUUUGAUCUUGACGUGGAGAUUGCGGGCGUCAUUGCUUCUAGCUUCGGGCUUGCGAAUUUUUUUACGUGUCCGUGUGGAGGAAUUUUGUCCGAUGUGACGGCCCGUCGGUUGGGCAUGCGGGGUAGGCUGUGGGUCCUAUGGGCGCUCCAGACGACCGCUGGAGUUUUUUGCAUUUUGCUGGCCAGAGCCAGUGGAUCUUUGGCUCUUUCCGUGCUAUUUCUGCUGCUCUUUUCUGUAUUCGUUCAAGCAUCUUGCGGUGCCACCUACGGUAUUAUACCCUUCAUCUCUCGUAGAUCUCUAGGAGCGAUAGCUGGAAUGGUGGGGGCAGGGGGAUCCAUUGUCACACAGUGCUUCUUCUUUACUAACUCCAGUUACUCGAACGAGAGAGGCAUCAGUCUCAUGGGAAUAAUGACUGUGAUGGGCACCAUCUACUUUCCCCAGUGGGGUGGCAUGUUGGCAAAACCUUCCAACACCACAGAAGAGGGAUAUUACGCUCAGGAAUGGUGUGAACAAGACAAAUUGAAGGGACUUCAUCAUAACAGUAUGAAAUUUGCUCACAACAGCCGCGGUGAGAGAGGAAUUACAUCACAGGAGUUUCAGUCCCAAACAUCUCCAUUUAUUCAAUACACUUGAUCGUCGUUAUACUCAAAUGACUUCAUUUUUAUUUUUUUGGGAUGUAAAAAAUAUUUUUGUAAAUAUGGAAUUUUUUUUUUUUUU
Molecule: messenger RNA, 1716 nt
Organism: Cryptomeria japonica (Japanese cedar)
Lineage: Eukaryota; Viridiplantae; Streptophyta; Pinopsida; Cupressales; Cupressaceae
Product: high-affinity nitrate transporter 2.1
Biological process (GO): cellular response to nitrate; nitrate transmembrane transport
Cellular component (GO): plant-type vacuole membrane; plasma membrane
Molecular function (GO): nitrate transmembrane transporter activity
Source: RefSeq, a predicted model, not a curated record